Lacerta agilis (Sand lizard) is the source of this 890-nucleotide messenger RNA. It is a transcript of the gene CYREN, whose product is annotated as cell cycle regulator of NHEJ. The coding region runs from base 18 to 716 and encodes 232 amino acids. The transcript has 4 exons. Gene Ontology annotation, biological process: double-strand break repair via nonhomologous end joining; negative regulation of double-strand break repair via nonhomologous end joining. Lineage: Eukaryota; Metazoa; Chordata; Lepidosauria; Squamata; Lacertidae. The record is from RefSeq and is a predicted model, not a curated record. Gene Ontology annotation, cellular component: cytoplasm; nucleus.
GAGGGAGUUGUCAGCCAAUGGAAGGAGAGGGAGGUGGAGCCGGUUGCUCCCGUGCAGCGGAAGAGACGCUUGUUCCCGGGCGGCGCUCGCGGGAAGCUGCAGUUCCAGGCAGGGAGUCGCGAAGUUUGCGCGCGCGGGGGGAGCCGCUUGUGCGGGAGUCCUUCCUGGCUGCAGUUCUUGGCGUCGGGUGCGAGGAUGAGCGAGCAAGAGGAAGAAGCGUGAUCUACAGAGGUGGGAUUCUCAGUUCCCAUGUUGUGAAAGCUGUUCCCUGUCUUCUGGAACAGAAGGAAAUGGGGUCUCCUGAAGCAGCUAAGAGGAUCCUCCCAGCGUGGAUGACAAAGAGGGUGACUGAGCCAGCACAGCAAGUAGGGAUGAAGCCAAAGAGAAGGAAGAAGGCAGCUUUGGCAAAAUUUGAGACUAUCUAUUGUAUGAAUGAAGCUGAGCUAGUAGAUGCAGCUCUUUGCAUUAUGGCUGAGAAUUGCAUGGCCAAGGAAGCUGAGACAACUUCAUCAGAUGAAUCCCAAGAGCCUGAACAAAUGCUGGAAAAUCCUGUCUGCAGUUCAGUUAGUGGCAGCCACCAAGGCAGAAGAACCCCCAAUGUUGGAUCCAAACCCCCAAAGGAGUUGAAGGAUUUAGGCUGCAGUGAGAAGACCAAAUGUGAGCAGGAGGAGGAGGAGGAUGCCUUAAAAUAUGUCCGGGAGAUCUUCUUUACUUAACUUUAAAGCAUAAGCAGAUAAUGCCUUAUUUGAGACUGUGGCAAUUUGGACACAUGAAAGUCAGACAAUUGGUUGCCUAUCCCUGUUCUGUAAAGGAUUGCUAAGCUAAUGUUGGUGAAGCACUUAAAAAAAGGAGUACAGAACUGGUAGAUAAGAUAAAAUGCUUCCAAUGGG